Messenger RNA from Fusarium vanettenii 77-13-4, 1590 nucleotides. RefSeq lists its product as uncharacterized. Gene Ontology annotation, biological process: post-transcriptional tethering of RNA polymerase II gene DNA at nuclear periphery; transcription elongation by RNA polymerase II; poly(A)+ mRNA export from nucleus. The transcript is spliced from 3 exons. Lineage: Eukaryota; Fungi; Ascomycota; Sordariomycetes; Hypocreales; Nectriaceae. The record is from RefSeq and is a predicted model, not a curated record. Gene Ontology annotation, cellular component: transcription export complex 2. The coding region runs from base 1 to 1590 and encodes 529 amino acids. Gene Ontology annotation, molecular function: double-stranded DNA binding; RNA binding.
AUGCCUCUAGUUCUCGAGUUCCUCACCCAAGUUCGAAACUUUGUCCGCGCCCAGGACGGCGACAAGCUCCGCGCCUGGCUCCAGGUCGAGCCCGGAAGUCCUCAGCAGUAUCACAACCUCGCCGGUGAGCUGCGCUCCCAGUUUCGCCAGCAGGGCCUCGACAAUGUCAUCGAGAGGUCUCUCCCGCAGGAUGACGACGUUCCGGAUGGUCAGGCGACCGUGUGGCCGGGCUUCAUCGCCUUCAUGAAGGAUUACAUGGCCUUUUGGCGCGACGUCGAUUAUGAUGAUUUGCUUGGUGCUCAUCAGUUGCUGAGUGGCCUCGUCAACUCAUGUGCUACGGCGUUUGCUCAUCCUACGUAUGGCGCCAUGCUUCUCAAGACCAGCAUGUCCCUCUCCGAGACCCUUGCGCGUCUCACAAUGAGCCUCAACAGGCGUCCCGAGUUGACGCGCCGUCUCCGAGCUCUAGACGAGGACAAGACAAUCGCAGAGUCUUCAGCAGAAAUUAUUCAAAAGAUAUUCACCACGUGUCUUACGGACCGUUCAAGUGGUCGCUAUGCUAAACCCGAGGGCAAAAAGACUGGCGUUUACAUGUUUGCCAACCUCGUCCUCAAGCUCCUCUUUGCAUGCCGGAGAACUCAUCUUGCCAAGAUGAUCUUUGUCAACAUCUCGACAAUCUCACCACCACUAUCCCUCUACCCAGCCGCCCAACGCGUCACAUUUCUCUAUUAUCUUGGUCGUUUCAACUUCUCCAACAACCACUACCUCCGCGCCUCCCUCUGCCUGCAAGAAGCAUAUCUCCAGACACCUCCCCAGCUUGUUUCUCACCGGACAAACAUCCUAACAUAUCUAAUUCCCUGCAACAUCCUCCUUGGGCGGUUCCCCUCGCAGACACUGCUCCAGCGCCAAGAGUGCCAGACUCUGGCCCCCGUCUUCCUCCCUCUCUGUCAGGCCAUCCGGUCUGGAAACUUUGUUCACUUUCAGCACCACCUGGCUGCGCACGAGACCUGGCUCUUUGAAAAGGGCCUGCUCUUGACCCUCAGCAAUCGUCUCCGACCUCUCCUCUGGCGGUCUCUGAGUCGAAAGACCUUUAUCCUAACCUACGUACCCCCAACCGACGCAUCUUCCCGCAAAGCUGCCACUCUUGACCUUGCGGACCUGCACACUGUCGCCGUGUAUCUCCAACGCCGUCUCGAAGGCUGGCUCCCAUCAGGUCCCAACACUCUCGGCCGUCCUCAACAUGUAAACCCCCUCCUCAUGAAGGCUCUAUCAAACAACGCCCAAAGCACCGAAGCCUCAACACUAGCCCCGCCACCAGGCGGUCCCAAGUCGCUGCGGCCAAACGAAGGCAUGGUCUGGGGCAACGCAGACGUCACACCCGAGGACGUGGAGAUGAUGGUGGCCACCCUUGUCCAGCAGGGCCUCAUGCACGGAUUCAUCGCCCACGGGCAGGGCCGCUUCGCUAUCAUCGGAGCAAAGGCAAAGGGGAGCCCUGUGCUUGCCGGAUGGCCCAACGUGUGGCAGGCGAUCCAGGAUAGGAGGUACGAGGAGGACUUUGACCCUGAGGAGGUACCCGGAUGGGUUAAAGAGUGA